This is a messenger RNA of Purpureocillium lilacinum, 237 nucleotides long. RefSeq lists its product as uncharacterized. The record is from RefSeq and is a predicted model, not a curated record. Gene Ontology annotation, cellular component: cytosol; nucleus. Gene Ontology annotation, molecular function: transcription corepressor activity. Lineage: Eukaryota; Fungi; Ascomycota; Sordariomycetes; Hypocreales; Ophiocordycipitaceae. Gene Ontology annotation, biological process: cellular heat acclimation.
AUGUCCUCCAGCGACACCGAGUCCAAGACAGCCGACAAGGCCACUUCGCCCGAGGGUGCCAACGCAGAUGUUUCCGCUGCCGUCGAGGACCUGCUCAACACGUUGUCGAACAAGUUUGCCAGCGUCUCCUCAGAGAUCUUUGCCAAGAUGGACGAAAUGUCGCGCAGAUUGGACAACCUUGAGUCGGCAUUAUUAGAAAGCAAGAACCAGGAAGGAGGCACGUCAAAGCCCCAGUAA